UUCAAAUCGAAAGUGAUUCUUAUCAGACACAUUAGCAGAGCGUAUAUGAAGGUUCGCUAGUAAAGUUUAAUAUACACGUGUCUGUAGCAUCAUACAAGUUCACAAUUUAUCCUAAUGGAAAGCAGUUAAUGAAAAAAUCAUCAAAAAUACACUAGUUAACCAACCGGGUUAGCUUCGAUUUCCGGAAUUUUAUGCGAACUAAGCUUGUUUGACAGGAGAGGGCAGAAACACAGCUUAAGAAAAAAACAACACGGGGUAAUAAUCAUCAGUUUUCUGACAAACGAAGAUUAAAUAGCAAAACAUGGACGACGACGUGGACAUGGCGUCAGACAACAGUCUGCCAUUAGGAAUCGGGGCUUCCGCUUUCGGAAGUGAAAAUGGGGAUGAAGAGGACGUCCUUCCUGAGAGGACACUUCCAUUCUCUCUGGGAUACUCCGAUCCUGUGGGACAAUAUGUGGAGAGAGCAGAGUCGCCUGCAUCCAGUUACAACUCCAUGCAAAGUAACAGCUGGUCAGAAACAAGAGAAGAGCAUGGACAGACUCGCACACAGGUUCAGCUAUACAGACGGGACUCGUCUGCUUCUAGCAGUGAUUCCUUUAUUAGUGAUGAUGAAGACUUGAAUAUGGAGAAUGAAGCUGAAGAAAGUGUACGGAAGAAGAGCAAGAGGGAAGGUGCUGUGAAACAACAAAACCAACCUCCUCCUGUUAAACCAGAGUUGGAAGUGGAUCCAAAUGAGAAGAGGCAUCCAGCAAUGACUGUGGCAUUCGCUUUCAGUGCCCUCACAAUCUGCCUAAAGAAACUGACACAAGACGAAUUAAAGGUCUUCAAGAAAGUCCUGUGGGACCGAUAUCCAGAGCGCUUCCGUGAUCCCCUGGACGGACUUGAUAUUGUGAGUCUGGUGGAUAAGAUGCUGGAGCUCUGUGAUAUUGAGGUGUCUAUGAAGAUAAUGCUGGCAAUCCUUCAUUUUAUGAACUUAAAGAAGCUGUCUGAAUAUCUGCAAGGACUUUGCAAAAGAAACGAAGUGCGAUACGAGUUGAAAUCAUCACUGAAAAGGAAAUAUGAGAUGGUAUACGAAGGGUUAAGUCAACAAGGACAACCAGUGCCCUUUGAGUCGGUCUAUACAGAGCUUUACAUCACAGAUGGCAUCAAUGCAUCAGUGAACAGCGAGCACGAGUUCAGAUCUAAAAUAGAACAGCUCGAAGAGACAGGCAAAGUCAACCGAACACCAUUAACUGGACAUGACAUCUUUCCCCUUGGUAACGAGAGGUCAAGGCAUGUCAGGUCAGUGUUAACCAGAGGAGUCCCAGGAUGUGGCAAAUCGUUUGCUGUGCAGCGCUUCAUCCUCGACUGGGUGGAUGGGAAAGUCCACCCAAACAUUUACUUUCUCCUUCCUCUGCCGUUCAAGGAGCUGAAUCAGAUGCUAGAAGGAGAGUACACCCUCCUUACUCUAGUCAGCACAUUUUAUCCAGAGAUGAAGGAAAUAGACACACUAGAUUUCGAAGGCUGUCCUGUACUGUUCAUAUGUGACGGACUGGAUGACACUCAAAUCCUCUUUAAUUUCCGAAGAACGGUAUAUUGCUGUGAUAUGACCAAGCCUAUGAAUGUGCAAGUGUUAAUGACCAAUCUCAUCAGAGGGAACCUGCUGUAUAACGCCUACGUGUGGGUCACUUCUAGGGCAGGAUCUCUGGAUGUGAUCCCGCCAGAACACGUCCACCAGCUCUUGGAGGUUCGUGGCUUCAAUAAUGAUCAGAAAGAGGCCUAUUUUAGAAAGACCAUCCCAGACGGAGAGCUUGCCGAGAAGGUGAUUGCUCACAUUAAGUCUUCAAAGACGCUGUUUAUUAUGUGCUACUCGCCACUUUUCUGCUGGGUGGCGUCUAAAGUGCUUCAGCGUCAGUUCGUCAGAUCAUCAGCAGAGCUGCCCAAAACACUGACCGGUCUGUACACCACCAUGCUGCAUCUUCACACUAAAAUGUGUGAUCAGAAACUGCUGAACAACCCCAAUAAAGACACCAGUGGUCUGACUUCCGAGAAGCUGCUCCUUAAGCUUGCAAAGCUGGCGUACGGGAUGCUUGAGAAGAACGUGUUUCAGAUUGAGAAAGAGCACUGGGAGGAGAUCGAGUUGCCGGAGUCGUACCCUGCCAUGGUCUGCACCGGCCUCUGCUCUGAGUACUACAGAGAAAAGUACAUGAUUUACACCGAGAAGGUGAGCUGCUUCUCUCAUCCAACUAUUCAGGAGUACCUUGCAGCUCUUCAUGUUUUCUACUGCUACAGGAAACAUGGGAAGAAUGUCCUUGAUCCGAGCAAGCUGAAGGUCUUAAAAGUUUCUUUGACAGACUUGCUUAAGAGCGCAGUUGACAAAGUUUUAAACACCAAGAAUAGCAACUAUGAUAUCUUUCUCCGCUUCUUGCUGGGUUUGACUGUAGAGGCCAACCAGGAGGUGCUCAAGAGCCUCCUGCAGAUCUCCAGCAGCUCUAGCCAGCACGCACGGGAGGAGACAACUCGCUUUAUCUUGAAGAGAAUCAAAGAAGGACACUUCCAGGAGAAACAUGAAACCCUUAUGCGCUGCAUUGAUGAACUUAACCCAUAACUGCAGCACUGAAGUGUUGAGUGAGAAGAGUCCUGUGAAUAACUGAAUGCACCUAAAGCCUGGCUCACACAGUGUGAUUUUUAAUAAUCCUACACGAUUGGAGCAUGACAUGCACAAACAUGACUCCCGUGUUACACUGUAAGAUCUCAGUUUAGACUGAACGACAAUGCAGUAAUUUUGCAUCCACCAUGCCUCCUCAAUAAUUAAAUCAGAAAAAACAGUUUUGGCAUUUCCCCGCACUGGUUUGAAGGUGUAACGCUGAUUGCAUCAUCUGCGCUCCUAUUGGUUCUUGCUUUGAUGCUUGAUGUAACUAAAGUCACACUACAGGAAAGUAUCUCAAACCUUCUGAAACUGCUAGAACCUGAGGGAAAAUUUGAUCGCAUUUGCUAUUAAGCGGCUGUCAGUAAACAUGUCAAACCAAUGAUCAAAGUCCACAGAUGUUAGUCUAGGAUUACAGGAAUCUUUUAGGAUCUUCCAAAUUUCACUGAGACAACCAAAUCGUGGCUGAAAUCACAGUUUGAGCAGGGCUUAAGUCAUUAUACCAAAGGUGUGUUGGGGUAGAAAAAUGAGCUAUGAAUGAGUUUUCAACCAUCCAAAGGUUCAUCUCCCAAAAGCGUUAGGGCUUUUCACACUGUACUUAAAUAACUGUGAACACUGCUUUUAAUCAAGGGUGAAUGAGUGUUUUUCACAUCAUUUAGAGCAGUGGUCACCAAACUUGUUCCUGGAGGGCCGGUGUCCUGCAGAUUUUAGUUCCAACCCUAAUCAAACACACCUGAACAAGCUAAUCAAGAUGUACUUGAAACAUCCGGGCAGGUGUGUUGAGGCAAGUUGGAGCUAAACCCUGCAGGGACACCGGCCCUCCAGGACCGAGAUUGGUGACCCCUGAUUUAGAGGAUUACGAAACCUUUCUGUGGUGUAGGGUUGCUUUUGUUAUUGCUACAGCUAUGAUAUGAUUAGACGCUAAAGGGCCAACAGUUUACAGUCAUGGUGCACUCUGCAUCAUGGUUCUUUUUGAUCUGGGACCAUAGAUUGGUUCUAACCUUCACCACCUUACAGCAACCUUGGGUAAAAAUGUUAAAUGGUGACAGAAAUUGUGUGAACUAAAGAAACUGUUUCUUUUGUACCUUUAUGGUCUGUAAACUCCAUUCUACAAAAAAUAGAGUACAGUUAUAAUUUAUCAGCUUUAAUAUAUGAACUAAAUUAUUUAUCAGGCUGAUUACGAUAACAUUAAAAAUAACCAUUUAUCUGGGUUUAAAAUCAUCCAGAAUGAACAAUUGAGGUCUGAAAAGCCCUAUUGUGUGGAAAGUAUGGUGCCAAUGACUUAAUAAUGCUUCAGAGAAGCCCAGGGGCCUCAUUUAUAAAACGUUGCUUAGAAACCAUUCUUUAUGUAAUCUAUGGUCACUUCUCAAUAGUGCUUAUAAUUAAUCGUAUAAAAGAGCUUCAGUCAUGUGCAAAGCCUUUACUUUUGAGAAUGGUGAGUGCCAAGGAUUGCUUAGUAAAUUGACAAAUUCUUUGCCACAAGGAAAACUGUGUUCAUAUUCUCAGAACCAAACGUGGCAUCAAUACUUUUCCAAUUCUGAAUGAUAAUGUGGAUUUAACGUACACACACUGUAAGAUCAAUUCUGUGCAUACACAGGUUUUUAUAACUGAGGCCCCAGCUCUUCGCUCAAUGAGUAUAGUGGCAUUUUGAUGGAUUUUAAGGGAGAAUUUUGCUUUAAACACUAAGACUGGUUUAACAGCUUCUUUUGGACUGAUGUGUGCUUGCAUUUGGAGAUUGUUACUGCAAACUUUUUUUAAAAUGUGGACAGUAUUAAAUGCUGUUAAAUUUAUUAUUCCAUAUGAAAGCCUAAACAUGCA
This is a messenger RNA of Danio aesculapii, 4444 nucleotides long. RefSeq names its product NLR family, CARD domain containing 3-like 1 (gene nlrc3l1). Lineage: Eukaryota; Metazoa; Chordata; Actinopteri; Cypriniformes; Danionidae. The coding region runs from base 302 to 2587 and encodes 761 amino acids. The record is from RefSeq and is a predicted model, not a curated record. The transcript has 7 exons.